Bathycoccus prasinos is the source of this 1746-nucleotide messenger RNA. RefSeq names its product ferrochelatase. Gene Ontology annotation, molecular function: protoporphyrin ferrochelatase activity. Bases 1 to 1746 code for a protein of 581 amino acids. The transcript is spliced from 2 exons. Gene Ontology annotation, biological process: heme biosynthetic process. NCBI's taxonomy places the organism in Eukaryota, Viridiplantae, Chlorophyta, Mamiellophyceae, Mamiellales, Bathycoccaceae. The record is from RefSeq and is a predicted model, not a curated record.
AUGAGGGCAUCGACGCCGUCAUCAUCAUCAUCAUCAUCAUCAUCAUCAUCAUCAACCUCUUGUUCGACGUCGUCGUCGCAAUCGUUUCCUUUUGAGAGAAGACAAAGAAGAAAUACUACGACGCAUCGUCGAGGUCUUCUUCUUUCGCUUCGUCGUCGGGAAAAGCAGCAGAAAAGGCGACAACAAAAGACGGGGGUUCUGGACACGAAUGACGUCGUUUACAACGUCGCGCGAUGCGAAAGUGGUGACGACGGUGAUGGACGACGAGGACGACGACGAAAAAAGACGCGCUCACAUUCGCGCGACGUGCGAACGUUCUCCUCCUCCUCUUCCUCCUCCUCUAAUAAAAAAGUAGUCUCCGCGGCGACCGCGUUUGAAAACGCCACCACCUCAGUCUCCAUCGAUUGGAACUCGCAAAUACGAAAAGCGAAAGACGAACGAGUCGGCGUCUUGUUAUUAAACUUAGGGGGACCGGAAACGCUCGACGACGUCGAACCGUUCUUGUUCAACCUCUUCGCCGAUCCGGAUAUCAUUCGCUUGCCGAAUGGUUUACAAUUCUUGCAAACGUUCGUCGCGACGCUGGUGAGCAAAUCGAGAGCGCCGAAGAGCAAAGAGGCGUACGAGUCCAUCGGAGGUGGGUCGCCGUUAAGACGAAUUACAGACGAACAGUCAGAAGCGUUGAAGAAAUCGUUGAUAUCGAAAGGUUUGACGAACGUGAAAACGUACGUCGGCAUGCGAUAUUGGAAACCGUUUACGGAGGAGGCGAUUGAGAAUAUUAAGAGAGACCGCAUCACGCGUUUGGUGGUUUUGCCGUUGUAUCCGCAGUUUUCUAUUAGUACCAGUGGGAGUUCGUUGAGGCUGUUGGAGGAAAUCUUCAGGGAAGAUCCAAUUUUAAGCACCGGGGUUUUACAACACACGGUCAUUCCGUCGUGGUACAGUCGCCCGGGAUACGUUUCGAGCAUGGCAAAGUUGAUAAAAAACACGUUGGAAUCUGAGGCGUUUAAAGACGCGCCGGACAAACCGGUCGUUUUCUUCUCCGCGCACGGUGUGCCAACCUCCUACGUUUCCGAAGGCGGCGAUCCGUACAAAGAUGAAAUGGAAGAGUGCGUGAAACUUAUCACGAACGAGUUGAAAAAAAUAGGCUGCGAAGGGUACAAGCACGUUUUGGCGUACCAAUCGAGGGUCGGCCCGGUGGAGUGGUUGAAACCGUACACGGACGACACGAUCAGAGCGUUGGGGAAUAAAGGCACCAAAGCGUUGUGCGCGGUCCCGGUAUCUUUUGUUUCCGAACACAUCGAAACGCUAGAAGAAAUCGACCAGGAAUACAGAGAAUUAGCGGAAGAGAGCGGUAUUGAAUACUGGGGUCGCGUCCCGGCGCUCGAUUGUGACGAGGUAUUCAUCGACGAUUUGGCCAACGCCGUCGUAGAAGCUUUACCAGCCAGCACAGCCGCGGCGCUUAGUAACAUCACAACCACCACGAAUACGAACUACGUAAAAAACUUGGACGAUUCCGAGAUCGUUCCCUCUAAAAGCUCCGUCGAAGAGCUUUUAUCCGUCUACGACAACUUAGACCUGCGCAUACCGACGAGGGAGUUCACGUACGAAGCCGACGACGUCUUGCCGUUCGUCGCGGUCGCCGCGUUUUGUUUAUUCUUAGGCAUUCAAAUCAGAUUAGGGAUGGAAGGGAUUUUCGUUCCAGGUGGGGGGAUCAUACCCAGCGAUACGCCGCCGAUUUUGUUUCAAUAA